CCAAACACUUACGAAGUGCAGUUUGCCCUCAUUGAUUUCAUCUCUUUGCGGGCCUGCCAUUUCAGUAGUCUAGCCCUCCCUCUCCAGAACUCGUGUCACUGUUUAAUGAGUUGAAUUCAAAAGAGCCUCAUUGCUAUUCUGCCUCAUGGCAGCGAGACCUUCCCGACUGACUGCUACGAAACGCCCAUUCCGCGAUCAAAAGCGACAGACAAGGCUGCAAUUCUCGUCUCCCUCUUCCUCAUCCCCUGCACGAAGGAGUCCCAGCCCAGGUGCGCAAGAUCAACUAGAUAGGGUUACAUGUGAGGAACCAAAUGCUCUUCCUCGAAGAUCAGAUGUGCCUUCCCCGGAACCUUCGUAUCCACCAACUCUAGAAGAUCCCUCAGAGUUGCAACGCCCGACUCACGAUCGAACUGAAAUGCCGCCCGGCACCUCGUUUCCUUCGUCGCCCACUAUUCACCGAGUCCUACGAAUCGACUUGUCCGACGACACUGACGAGGACGAUCUGAUAUCCCCGGCUCAGAAGAAGCGCAAGACGUCCGCUACCCUCGAAUCUGCGCAACCAUCCAUCCUACCUCCGCCCAGGAAAUCAAACCGUUUGAACCCGAGCUCCUCUCCCGCCAGGCAAGGCUCGAGUCCAGAUCGACAUGAGGACAAGCAAGUUCCAAGCUCACCGCCUCCACGAAGGUCAGGGAGAUUACAUCGUAGGUCAUCACCACAAGUAGCACAUUCGAGCCGGUCUAGGAGUCCUCACUCUGUGCGGUCGGUGGAAAUCUCCUCUCCAGCCAAUCGACAAUCUACCUUUUCCGACCUAGGGUCGCCGGAGACGAGUGACGAUGAUGAUUCUGUGAUGGUGACAAAGCCUACAGCUCGGAGGAAAUCAAGACUAGAUAAGGACGAUCCAUUCAUUGUCAACAACGAUGAAGAAGAGUACAUGUCAGACCGAGAGAGCCGCAAAAGACCGACGCCAAUGAGAAAGAAGAGUAGAGGCGAUGACUUCGUGGUGGACGAUGAUGAAGUGGAAUUUCUCUCUUCCGAGGGCGAGGACGAGAGAACGAGGGCUCAGCCACCUCCAAAAUCGCGCAAAUUGACUCCAAAGCACAAGUCCUCCAAAGCGUCCCGUGGCCGAACCAAGGAAGAACAAGAUGAACUCGAGGAAGAUCUGCAGGACUUGCAAGAUUCGCACCAAGAAGAAAGUGGGCCGAGGGCACGAACCAGAGGAGGUCCCGUCACGACUCAACGAGACAGGACCAGAGAGCAUUUGGAGCUCUUGAAACGAAGGCGUGCAGGUGAAAAAGUCCCACGCGUUCGUGACUCUGACGAUGGAUCAGACGAAGGUUCAGAAGCCGACGGCAUGGAUCUUAUCGGACAGCAACACUACGACAUCUCCAGCGAUCAGUCUUCGAAUUCUGCGAGUGACACGGACCAGGGAGCUGAUAACGAAGACGAACAAGAGGAGGGGGAAGACGAUUUUGUUGUUGACGACUCAAGGGGAAGACUCGGUCGACCACAUCCGGAUAUACCGCUGCAAUUCACCAAUUUUGCCUCGGCCAAGCCAAAAGAACUCUUCCCUCAUAUCAUCGAAUGGAUGGUCAAGAACAAAAUCGCGCCGGCCUUCAAUCGCGAGGAUCCAGUAUACAAUCUCGCCUUUGACCGGCUGGAUGACCAGGUCAAAGCUCAAGCAGGAAGUAGACUUAUCUCAGCAGCAUGGGGAACCGACUUCAAACGAGCGAUACUGGCGAGACCGAAUAUGAAAGUCGUAGCGUUGCCCGGCGAAGACUACGAACACAUGCGUAACUGUGAUGCAUGUAACCGUACCAACAAUCCUGCUCGCUAUGAGUUCAUCUUUUCCGGCGAACCUUACUACAAGAAAACACUGGAACCUGUUGACAAUUCGGAAUCGGACGAAGACGCAGAUGGCGACCAUGGCAGGAUCAACGGCACCACGUACGACGAAAAUGGCUACGCUAUCUCUUCUCAACAGACGCGCUUCUAUCUGGGGCGAUUUUGCGCUGCCAAUGCCGAAAUGGGCCACAAGCUUACUCACUGGAAAUAUCACCUCAACGAAUCCCUCAUGACAUAUCUCGAAGCACAAGCCGUUCUCUCGGCCGAAUCCAUCGUCACGCGCGAAAAGAUGAAUAAAAAGAGACGCGAAAAGGAAGCGGAGAAUAUUGUGGACAGCAUGGAGGAGACGGGUGUGAUUGCAGAAUUCUGGCGUGAUUUUGAAAACGAUCUCAAUGACGCGAGGUUGGGUAUGGAGGACUUUGAAAAGCGAGGCGGGAGGUCAAAGGGAAGGGUUGGGGCGAUCCGAGCAACGGCUGGUGGACUGGUUAGGGAAUGGGACAAGGACAAAUAUCGGGUAAUGAAGGCCAUGGAAUUGGAUUCAGAGGGAGAGUAAGAAGCUGAAUGCAACAAUGAGAUCUAGGAGGAUGGAUGUGCAGGGAUAUGAAUGCUCUCGAUGAUGCUCGUGGACUUUUGGACCAUAUCAAGGAUUCUGGGAUGCCCUCUGGAAACUCAGUAUUGAUAUACUCUUUCAACUUGGGGGGAGCAAUCUUGCCUUUCGACUUAGGAACGAGUACGAAAGUGCUUGGAUAUGGAAACUUUGGAAAUUAGUCCCGUGGUCCUUCAAAUGGGCAAAUCCAGUUCCUUUGUACAUUGACCUUCUCUCUGGAAAUAGGAAACACAGACAGCUUCUCGGGGCUGAGAAUAAC
Molecule: messenger RNA, 2708 nt
Organism: Cladophialophora immunda
Lineage: Eukaryota; Fungi; Ascomycota; Eurotiomycetes; Chaetothyriales; Herpotrichiellaceae
Exons: 2
Coding region: 146-2395 (749 amino acids)
Cellular component (GO): nucleus
Source: RefSeq, a predicted model, not a curated record